UGAGACCUUCCUGUUAACUGCUUACGUACUACUACUAAUGAGUUCCGAGCUACAGUUUACUGAACUGGAGGAGACUCAGGACUUACUACAAGACCUUCUGGCCUUCCUCGACGACAAUUUAUUGAGUGAGGAGGCCGCAGCGUCAUCUAUUGCUUUGAACAUAAGCCAAGGUCAUGACAUGAAAAGUCGUUCGAGAAUAUAUUAUGCAGCCUACGAUCGAUGUCGACGCGAGAAGAAGAAGGCGGAGAGGCAAGCUCUUGUGAGUAAAGUGGCUCUGUAUGAGAAGCAGCUGGAGCGACUACGAGCUCAGAGGUCCAAACCUUGUACAAAUUCCAAAUGGGGGUGGGUACAUGCAGCUACAGAUGAAGAAGGAAGACGACGCAAGGCCGAGGAGAUAAAUCGUAACUUAAAGGGGAUAUUGGCACUCCAACUUAACACUACCAAGAUAUUACACACCUACAUUAAUCAUGAAGCGCUGCUUCUUACUCAGCGAGUCCAGAGUGUAAUGGCGCAGUAUUCGCCAUACAAAACACCGAAAACUACAGGGAUUUUUAGAAGCUUUACUGUUAUUGGUGAGUAUCUGAAAGGGAUGUUCCCUCGACUUCGAACUUCAGCAGAAUUCGUGUUUUCUUCCACUUCUUUAGCGAUGGAAGAUCCAAAUUUGAUCGGAGCAUUGAUGAGUUCAGCAAACGUCAAAUGCGAGGACCCCAUGGUCGGUCCUUGUAUUGAGCUUCUUAGCACGACGCCUUUGCCAUGCAAUUUUAAGAGUGCUGUUUCGAUGCUGUGGACCAUGCUUUUGGAGAAGAAGGUCGUAGGAUCCCAUGCUGGAAGCUACACCAUGAAGGUUAGCAUUCUCUACGUCAUAAUUUGCAUUGCUGUGUCACUGAUAGUGUUUUAAUACAGACCAAACUACUGUCCGAGUGCUCAGCAGAAUUCGGAUACUCCAGCUCGGAUAUUCCGGAUUCAUUUGGAUAUUUUGACGGCGUUACUUUGUUUGAGAAACAUCAAGAUGACAACCGAGCUAUUCUACUGUGGGCGUCGAUGUUGGUGGAUCUACAAGGAAAGCCGUUUUCUCUCUCGCAUGGAUAUCUCUGCGUGUCAAGGCUGUUAAGUAACCCACAGCAAGAGUCCGUCGUUCGCAGCUCCAGUCGUCUUUCCAGUACGUUAUUCGGACUCUCGGCCGAUCGAGCUCAAGUGAACACACCGGUCGCAAGAAAGCAUCAAAUCGCUUCGAAGACAAGACUUGAACGUGCCCAACUGAGGCUGAUGGAGAAUGCUGGACGUCAGAAUGAAGACUAGUAGGCAUCCGAGUAACCGCAAACAAAUCACUCCGCGUUGACAGGUUUCUCAUUUAGCAAAAAUUGUUUCUCUUCUCUGCUUAAACCCGUCAUUUCGACACCUUUCUAGCGGCUGUGCAUUCUCAUCGCACCACUCUCUCAUCCCAUCCAUCGUCCGGGCAUAGACACGAUUGGCAGCGCAGUAUAGCGUGUAUGAUUCCACUAAAUCAUUUUACGCACACAUGAACAAGGCAGUCGUCACCUUCAAAAUUUAAGCAUUCACAACACUUCGCGUCUUCCGAGAUAUCGCUGAGUUGAG
Messenger RNA from Phytophthora nicotianae INRA-310, 1596 nucleotides. RefSeq lists its product as hypothetical. The record is from RefSeq and is a predicted model, not a curated record. The transcript is spliced from 2 exons. The coding region runs from base 38 to 898 and encodes 286 amino acids. Lineage: Eukaryota; Oomycota; Peronosporomycetes; Peronosporales; Peronosporaceae.